CGCCUUCCUGGGGCCCGCGGAGGCUCGCGCGUGUCCAGGGGUCGGGCGAGGCAACAGAGCAUCCCGGGGCUGCAGGCCUCCGUGCGGGCAGCCUGGGAGAGAGGUGUGUGCGUGCAAAAAUCGGAUCCCACCAGUCUUGCGGAUGCCCUUGGCCCGGUAAAGCUUCGCGGUUGAUUAAAGUUGAACUGCGAUUGAGGGAACGAACAGGUCCAGAUUGGGGAGAAUGGUGCUUCAUUGGAGGGUCUUUCGUUUGGGAGGGAAGGGAUGCCAGCCAUGGAUAAGUAAAUGGUUUCUGCAUCACUUGGAACAAAUGCAUGUCGUUCCUUAGAGUCUCCAUUCUGUUUCACUAGAGUUGCUCAAACCACGUCCACCACCAGCCUGGGGUUUAUUGAUUUCCUUUAUAUAGAAGAAUGACCCAAGAGUACCUACAAAGACGGUUUUUUGAGACAUUCGAACUUUUUCUCAAGUGAGGAAGGCAGCUAUUUUAACCAUUUAGGUAGUUUGCUAGUGACAGAACCAAGAAUUCAAUUCUGGUGGGCCGUUUCGAAGGCCAGGGCUUUGUCCUCUGCUACGCUGAAGCAGAGGCCUCCCUCUCAUGAAACUGCAGUUAAGGUUGGGGGAGGGGAGCAGAGUGAUAAGCAUCUUUAAACCCUCCUUCUGUGUUUUCUCAUUUCAUCUGCUGAAUACAUUAGUAGGAAAAUAGGUAAUUGACACAAAAAAAUAAAUGAUAGACAGACAGAUAGACCUUAGAUUUGCUGGCCUGCUGUCUCAGGCUUUAUAUACACCAAAGCUUAUUGAUAGGAUCUAAUCUGAACUCCAAAGUGUUGUGUUUUUUAAGGAGGCAUAAGAGGGUAAUUCAGUUCACACCUUUGUUUCCAGUCACACAGUAAGAAAAGCUCUGAUUUGUCCAUUCAGAUUCCCUCCGCAGUUGUUUUCUGUCUGACACAGGUGGGAGGGUCCUUUCCUUCCACGUGUCUGUGAGUCACUGCCAGUCUGCUGAUCACAAUCCUGUUCUUCCUCACCCAGCCCUUCAGUCACCGUUCCUGGCCCUUUCUUGAGAACACCUGAAAAUGGACAGUACCCAGACAUCAGUCUCCUUCAAGGACUUGACUGUGGACUUCACCCGUGAGGAAUGGCAAUAUCUGGGCCCUGCGCAGCGCCUCCUGUACAGAGAUGUGAUGCUGGAGAACUACAGUAACCUCAUCGCACUGGGGUUUCGUGUUAGCAAACCAGAUGUGAUCCUAAAACUGGAGCAAGGGGAAGAGCCCUGGAUCGGGGAAGACUUGUCACAUCAGAACUUGUCACAUGCAGAAGAUGAUGACACCUUAGAGAAGGACAAGAGGACACAAGACAAACAUUUGAAGCAGUUCUUAGUCAUCAAUAACAAAACGACAUCAGAAAAAGCCAAUCUGUUUGAGAAAACAGUUGCUCUCGACACGAACAGUGUUUCUUCGGGGAAAAUGCUCCAUAAAUACGAUCCAGGUGGAAAUGGCCUAAAAAAUAAUUCAGAAGACACUGUCGUAAAGCCAAGCAAAGCCAAUGGGAAGGUAGCUGCUGAGCAUGAUGGGAGGGGGAAGCCAGCGCUCCACACGAAGGCUGACAGAAGUCAUUCUGCAGCAAAGCGGUACAAAUGGAGUGAAGUCGGGGAUGUUAGGAGUCAAGGUGAGGAUCUCACUCAACAGCUGAAUAACCCGGCUGUAAGUCAGCCCUCUGAACACAAUGAAGGUGAACAGGAGUCAGCCCGCACCGAGGAGUGUCCUGAACGAAAGCGGAAUGAGUGUGUGGAGUGUAGGAAAACCUUUUCUAAGAGGUCCACCCUCAUCGUACACCUGAGGAUCCACACAGGAGAGAGGCCCUACGCUUGCAAUUACUGCAGGAAAACUUUCCGAAUAAAAGCAAGCCUCACCCGGCACCAACGGAUUCACACCGGGGAGAGGCCUUACAAGUGCAAGGAGUGUGGGAAAGCCUUCAUCGACAAGUCUGCCCUCAUCGUGCACCAGAGGAUCCACGGCGGGGAGAAGUCCUACGAGUGCAUCGAGUGUGGAAAGACCUUCUUCCGGAAGUCAGCCCUGGCUGAGCAUUUUAGAUCCCACACCGGGGAGAAGCCUUACAAGUGCAAGGAGUGUGGGAACGCCUUUGGCAAGAAGUCGUACCUCAUUGUGCACCAAAGAACUCACCGGGGCGAGAAGCCCAAUGAGUGUAAGGAGUGUGGCAAAACCUUCUUCUGUCUCUCCGCCCUGAUAGCACAUCAGAGGAUCCACACCGGGGAAAAGCCCUAUGAGUGUAAGGAGUGUGACAAAACCUUCUUCUGUCAGUCGGCGCUCAACGUUCACCUGAGAAGCCACACCGGCGAGAAGCCCUACAAAUGCCGGCAGUGUGGAAAGUUUCUGUGCACGAAGUCUGCCUUGGUCGCGCAUCAGGUGAUUCACAGAGGAAAGAAGUCCUUUGAAUGUAGCGAGUGCGGGAAGCUUUUCUACCUGAAGUCAACCCUCACGAUACAUCAGAGGACUCACGCAGGGGAGAAGCACGGCCUGCUUAGUAAGUGGAGCCGACCCUCCUCCGCUGGGAAGUCCAACUGUGGCGAGCAGAAAAGAGCGGAGGCAAAGGAGAAUCUGCAUGAGUGUCACGAUCACAGGCGGACAGCCCACAAGAGCUCACGCCGCGUCGCCCACAAGAGAACCAUAUGGGAGAGACCUUAUGAGUGUCAGGAAUGUGGGCGGACCUACUGCCGGAAGUCAGCUCUCAGGCACCACCAGAAGACACACACGGGAGAGAGGCCCUACGAGUGCAAAGAGUGCGGGAAGACCUUCUGCCAGAAGGUCUCCUUUACUGAGCACCAGCGAACUCAUACCGGGGAGAAACCACACAAGUGCAAGGAAUGUGGGAAGUCCUUCCGCCAUAAGUCAGCCUUCACAGUGCAUAAGAGAAUCCACACAGGGGAGAAACCGUACGCGUGCAGUGAAUGUGGAAAAAGCUACCGCCGGCUCUGGACUCUGACUGAACAUCAGAAAAUACACACAGGGGAGAAACCCUAUGAGUGUAGCAUAUGUAAGAAAUCAUUUCGCCACAAAUCAAACUUCCUUUUACAUCAGAAAACUCACAAGAAGUAAAUUCCAGCAAGGCAACAACGGAUCAUUUACGUAAUGCUCAAGUCCUGAAUUACACAUAAAGGCGUGAGUCCUCGUCAGCACAGGGACCGUUGCGUAAGGCAGCCCUGUUUCAAACACCAGAGAGUUCACGUGGGCCACGUACAGAGUUUGUUUUAUGGACGCCGGACGUUCAGUGUUAACUAUGAAGACAUUCAGCAUUUUAAACAUUAUACCAGGUGUGCCUGCCGCCCUUCCGAUCACGGAACAAACACUAAUUCCUACCUGACCUCCCUCCACAGUUAAUUUGCAUAGCGUAUGUUGCCGGAUGUGAGGAGCCAGCAUUGACUCCAGAUCAUUGCUCCUGCGGUAACUGAGUAGUUUGUUUAUGAGUUUCCAGUAUUAACACCUCAGACUACACAACCGUCCGUCCUCUGUCCCUCCUGUCUAGUGACAGGCCCUAAUCCCUUUCUCUGCAAAGGUGAGUCGGACGAACCC
Molecule: messenger RNA, 3584 nt
Organism: Rattus rattus (black rat)
Lineage: Eukaryota; Metazoa; Chordata; Mammalia; Rodentia; Muridae
Gene: Znf334
Product: zinc finger protein 334
Exons: 4
Coding region: 1071-3110 (679 amino acids)
Biological process (GO): regulation of DNA-templated transcription
Source: RefSeq, a predicted model, not a curated record